This is a messenger RNA of Truncatella angustata, 1881 nucleotides long. RefSeq names its product ferric reductase like transmembrane component-domain-containing protein. Gene Ontology annotation, molecular function: ferric-chelate reductase activity. NCBI's taxonomy places the organism in Eukaryota, Fungi, Ascomycota, Sordariomycetes, Amphisphaeriales, Sporocadaceae. The record is from RefSeq and is a predicted model, not a curated record. Gene Ontology annotation, biological process: copper ion import; intracellular iron ion homeostasis; iron ion transport. Bases 1 to 1881 code for a protein of 626 amino acids. Gene Ontology annotation, cellular component: plasma membrane. The transcript is spliced from 4 exons.
AUGCAUAGCCUCAUUGAGCGACGCAAGACCCCAUGGCUUGAUAUGCCAUUGGUGUUUUCAGGAAACUACAGAGAAUAUGAAUGCAUGCUAGACGAGACCUGGCAGUGCGACUACCAGCAGGGCUACUGGAGAUUCUGGUACGAAGCCGAUCAUAGAUAUGCUCUACCGACAAUCGCAUUCUUCCUUGCUGUGAUCAUCGUCUUCACUAUAGCAUACAUCGCGAGCCAUGUCUUACCAAAGAGAGUGCUCCGGACGCGACCCAUGAUCAAGACGAAGGCACUAUUCCGAUAUCUCUCUUACCGAACCAUCAGAAUCAAACUACUAGAUUGGAACUCAGCGCCUAUUGGCCUUUUGAUGUUAGCAGCUAUCGCCAUGAUAUUCUUCUUUAGCAUGACUCUUGGCCCAAGACCAUACUACUGGCCCGUCACGGCAGAUUUUGGAUCGUCCCCUCCCAUCGCAACCAGAGCAGGAUGGAUGGGGCUGGCUUGUAUGCCGUUCGUCUUUGCCACAGCAGGAAAGGCUAACCUCAUAACCUUCUGUACUGGCGUGUCACAUGAAAGACUUCAGGUGUUCCAUCGUUGGAUUUCCUAUGUUUUCUUUAUCCUUGCGCUAGUUCAUACGUUUCCCUUCAUCAUAUACAACUUCCAAAUGGGAAUGAUGUCCGACAUGUGGAAUGAGACAGUCUUUUACUGGACGGGGGUCGUCGCACUGGUCGCCCAAGCAUGGUUGACCUUUGCUUCAUUGAGUCCAUUGCGAAACUUGUGUUAUGAAUGGUUCAAAUUUUCUCACUUUUUGGCCGCAUUGAUAUUCAUUCUAUUCCUUUUCUUCCACUGCGACGCUACAUUAACGGCAUGGGACUAUUUUGUUGCCACAGGCGUGUUGUUUGCCCUGUCAUGGCUGUAUCGUCAGACUCGUAUAUAUUUUGAGCAUGGCCUCAACCAUCGUGCUGAGUUGAGCCGCACCUCGAACGGCUUCAUCCGAGUCAGCAUACCCACAAAGGCAACGUGGACAGUGGGCCAGCACUAUUUCGUCCGCUUUAUGGCACUUGGCAUGCAUGCUUGGACAAUUCAUCCUUUCAGCGUGUGCUCUGUCUCUUCACAUGAUAUGAAUCUCUCCAAAGAAGGCAAUGAAUUGUUGUUCUAUAUCAGGCCUCGUGGUGGAUUCACAUCUCGUUUGGCCGACUUUGUUGGAUCCAAUCCGAAUAUGAAGGUUAGAGUACUUCUGGACGGGCCGUAUGGUGGUGUAUCGCCCAAAACUAUUACAGGUCGCCGGCGUCUGUUAGUUAUCGCUGGCGGAUCGGGGGCUGGUUGGACAUUUCCCUUCAUCUUGGAUUUCUUGAAGCAGUUACCUAAACGAGAGUCCGUGGUGGAUAUGGGACCAUAUAUAUCUCUUCGAAUUAUCUUGGCCACACGAGAACUUUCAACCGUGGAGUGGUUCGAGAAAGAAGUUCAGCAAAUACUUGACUCGCUGUCGGUGUUUCGAACUCCGGGCCUCGAAGUUGAGAUUUAUUACACAGGAUCUGACGCAAUUGAGCAGAGACUGGUAACCGAGCGACUGCCAGCUACACAAAAUGAUCCUGAGAAGGCUCAUGAGCUCCAACGAAAUCAAGGAAAGCCGAUGUCGAACUCAGAUGUGUCAAAACCAUAUUAUGCACAAAACGUCCAGCACGUUCAACAGCAUGAUUCGAGACCUGAUUUAGCGACCAUAGUAGCAGAGGAAGCUAGAGCAAUCAGUCAAGCCCAAGACUUAAGUGUGUUUGUGUGCGGACCACUGAGCAUGCAGAACGACGUCUCCAACAUUGUAGCUCAGGAACAGCUGGUUGUGGCAAAGAGAGGCACAGGAGACAUCUGUCUUCAUUUAGAACAUUUCUCCUGGGCAUAA